UGUAUUCUGGUCUGAUCCUUCCAGUUCCCAUCUCCUUCCAUCAGUGGUUGGAUUCUCUUGCUGAGUCUAGCCCGGAGGUUGCAAGCUCAGUUGCACAGGGCUGAAGGGGGGCAUGUGGUGAACUGCAGAACACAUGCCCCACUUACAGAGGGCAGCACCGUUCUGCUCCCACCGGGUGCUCCUGCCAGGGAAGGGGACUCGUUGCCUGUUCCUCUAAAGAUUAAGCCAGAAAUCUAGAUGUUUUUAAUGUGCAGUCUCCUCAUUUUUAAACGUUGGCAGCUAACUCAAACAUUUUUCAAGACUCUGUGGGCCAAACAAAAUAUAUCUGGGGACCAAAUCCAGGCCACAGAUAGCCAGCUUUUUACCACUGAGGAGCCUGUUGGACAGGCUGACUGGCUGAGUUUGAGGUUUGGCCCCCGGACAGAAGCUCUUGGAUUGUCCAUCUUGGUUUCCCCCAGUGCAGGCAGAGGGAAUGGACCACCCACCCUAGGGAGGUUCCCAAGGGACACUUUUCCCUGAGCCUGGCUCCUAAGAGCCCUGCUUUUCUGGAAAGGAUAAAAAGACACCUUCCCCAGAACUUCUCUGAAGAACAUUUUGUGUCCCGUCUCCUUCAUCCCCUCCCCUCCUGGGAUCGUAUCUCACUUCAAAAGCAGAAUGAGUAUUGAUCCCAUCUUGUAGGUGAGACAGGUAGAGACUAUUGAAUCAGCACCUUUGUCUUAAAUGCUUGAUGGCAAAAUAGAUUGCAAAAUAGUAGCUGAAUGACAAUCUGAGGGAGAAAGUUAGUCUCGGAGCAGAUGGAAGAAACUGUAUAUUUUUUCAACAAUUAUAUAUUGAACACUUGCUAGGUGCCAGCUCUUUUACCAUGUGCUGUGUGUACAGAAAAGGGUGAAACAUAGUCUGCUCCUAAGAGAGUCACAGCCUAGUGGAGGAGACAAGUGUGAAAAGAAACAAUUUAUAGCAGUGUGAAAAGAGCAGCAGGACAGAGAUGCCACAGAGCAAAGAGCAGGGGUGGAAAGAGGGUCUAAAAAAGGCUUUUUGGAUGCAGUGAUAGCUGGGCCAAGUUGUGAAAGAUGAAGAGGGGUCUGUCAGGUAGACCACUGGGGGAAAGCAUCCUAGAAAAAAGAAAAGCAUCUGCAGGGUUUCAGAGGUAUGGAGCAGAAUGUAGUAGUCUAGGAACUCUCGUCAUUGCAAGAGCUUCAAGUGUGAAGGAUAAAGCAAAGCCAGGCAUGAGGGAACAGGGUAGGAGAGAGUGCCAGGGACCAGGUCCCAGAAGGCCUUGUCAGAGGGAGUAAAGGAGGACCAGUGUUUUCCCAUCUUCAUUAGAAGGCUGCCUUGGCAAGCAUAAUCUUGGUUAGAAUCAAACAAACAAAAUCCUCAUUUCUUCUUACAAAAUUUAUGCCAAGAGGAGAGCCACCAUCAAUCUGAGCCACUUAAAAAGAAAGUUUGACAUAACCUUCAUCAAUUUCCUUGAGACUUCAUGCCGUUCAUAUAAGACAAGGAACGUGAAAAUAAUAUCAAGCACUUAGAUGGUGUUUACUCUGCAGGGCAUUGUCCCAAGGGCUCUAUGUAUGGAGCAUUCAUAUAACUCCUUAAAUUCUCAGAACCACCCUAUGAUGCAGUUGGUCCUCACUACACUGUAGUAGUUAAGUGACCUGUCCAAGGUCAUAUAGCUUGUAAGUGACGGAGAAGGCAUGGAACCUCAAGAGCAGGCUAUCCUUGCUCUUGACUGUCUUUGUACAGCGCUUCUGUCUGCCAUGUCAUGGUCUUUCUCACCAGAGGUUUUGGAAGGCCAAUAACAAAUGUCCAGGAACCAGAGAUGAGGCUGUUGUGUUUGUAUAAGACCAUCUCUUUUGCAUUGUUGGGAGUAACAAUUAUAAAUGCAAAUGGUCAGAGACUCUGCCUUAAUUCAAGGGGCAAUGGGAGCUGCAUAUGAACUAUGGCUGCCCCCUGCACACUGCUGGCUUUGAUGUCACUACCAUAUUCUAUGAAACAGUGCAGCAUGUGGCCCUGUCUUUUAAGGCAGUCAGCGAUCUGUCCUGGUGGAAAUAGAAAAGGUCUCUCAGUACUUUAGAUAAUUUUCUUCAGGAACUCUGCAGGGCUGGGUUCAGGUGGGGUUUAAAUAGAAGAAGUAUCCAUUAUGUUCAGAAAGCAUUGCAAUUUCUCUUUGAUGUUUAUUGUGCAUUAUUAGUUAAGAGACAUCUUGGAGAAAGAAAGGCACAAGUUUAAAUGCUGAAAUUCUGAAAUGAGAUUCUUUGAUUGUUGUCUGGAGAAAUCUGCAGCACUGACUUUUAUUCUUAAAAAAAAAGGAAAAGAAAAGUGAAAGAAUCAGAUGGUAUUUCUAUGAGGAAAGCAGUAAUUGCAGUUUUCAGGGUGAACACUUGUUUUUUUAUAGCAUGACAACUUUUUUUUAGAAAUGAACUUCAAACCUUCCACACUUGUUAAAAAUAUUUCCACCUGCAGGGAAACAAAUUCAUUUUCAUUAAUACCUUCGGUGUUUGUAUAAUCAACAAACAAGCAUGGAAAUAAAUAUCACCGAGAGAGGUGUUUGGAAAAAUUUAAGACAGACGUAUUUUGUGUUUUCUGUGAGGUGGCUUAGUUAUUUUAGAAUUGCAUUGUAAUUAGUCAGUUAAUUACUACAUUUUAAAAAUAUGGUAAGGGGAAGAAAUUACUUUUCAGAAGAUGGAACUAACUGGAUUUUUUUAGUGCUAUGGAGAAACACAAGAACAAAAAAGCAACCUUUUAAAAAUAUGCUACUUCUUCUCUUCUUAUGUCUCAUUUUUCAUAGAAAAAAAAAUCCCAUUUUUGGCAUUUUCCAACCAACUUGAGACCCUUGCACGUUGCUUUGGGUCACAGAUGAGAUCCUGAAACAUUAUAUACAGAUCAGAGUCUCCUAAGUUGAACCAUUUAAAAUGCACUCACCUGAAAAGACCUCCUCAUUGGAAAGGGAUCCCAUGGGAGUCCUUUUAGGAAAUGAAUAAAACAUUUUAUAUGAAAAUAUCUCAGUUUCCCUAUUUUUAAAAUUUAGAUUUCAAUAUGCCAGUUUAUCAUAAAGUAGGCAUGUAUUUAUAGGCAACAUAAUUUUACUUGGUGAACGUUAUACAGAUUCUGAAGUAGAAGGACCUUAAAAUACUCCAGAAAUUUGCUCACAAAAUAUGUCCCUGUAGGUGUUAUCACUUGUUGGGAUGGAACAAAUUACAACAGAGAGACAAGAAGAAUUUCGCCAAACCUUAAGGUUCUCGAGGAAGGAGAAUCAAAAUUCCCUGUUUGUGUGCUUGCCAGUAUAUCCGUUCGACCUAAAAUUACAUAAUUUAGAUGUCUGAAGUUAAUUGCAGCUCACUGCUAUCACAAGUCUAUUUUUAGACGCCAGAAGUGCACCCAGGUCGACCUACCAGGCAGGGUCCGCCGGGAUCUGAACACAGAGUGCCCUUUGUGAAAAAGGAGUUGCCCCCAGUAACAGCACACGGGAUUGUUCCAUUGUUAACACUAAGGAGGGAACUUCCUGAUUUUUUUUUCUUCAUUUUUAUUUAGUGGUUUCUAAACUAAAAAGGAAACAUUGAAUGGUGCUUAAUUUCAAGUCUAUGGGUUAAUGUAUUAUUUUCUUUCCUUAAACCCACUUUCCUCUUUCCCUCUCACGUUGUAAGUGAUGUGUUUACUUAUUUAUGCCCUUGUGCUCUCGUUUCCAAGGCUGGGAUUUUCCCUUCUCUUUCUUGGCUGUAAUUUUGAUACAGAAGGGAAACUGCUAGAGAGAGAAGGUGGCGCAGAGGGCAGCGCUGGCUGUGGUUAACCACCCUCAUUAGCUGGGGAUGAACCGUCUGAGACCAUGAAGGACACAGUUCACUUCCCAUGCAGAGGAAUGCGCUAACCAAGUGACUCUUAUGCCGAAGAAUACCAGCCUCCGAUAUGGAAAUCGUACUUGUAUCAGUUACAGCAAGAGGCCCCUCGUCCCAAGAGGAUCAUUUGUCCUGGGGAGGAUGAAGCUUUGCAAUAUCUUUGUGGAAAACAGACCAAAAUAUUAUGGAAGAGAAUUUCAUGGGAUCAUCUCCCGGGAGCAGGCAGAUGAGCUUCUUGGAGGCGUGGAGGGUGCCUACAUCCUUAGAGAAAGCCAGCGCCAGCCAGGAUGCUACACGUUAGCUCUGAGGUUUGGAAACCAGACCUUAAACUACAGGCUCUUCUACGAUGGAAAACACUUUGUGGGAGAGAAGAGGUUUGAAUCGAUUCAUGAUCUGGUCACAGAUGGCUUGAUAACACUGUACAUAGAAACAAAAGCUUCGGAAUACAUUUCCAAAAUGACAACGAACCCCAUUUAUGAACACAUUGGAUAUGCCACUUUACUGAGAGAAAAAGUAUCCAGAAGGCUAAGCAGGUCUAAAAACGAGUCAAGGAAAACAAACGUCACAAAUGAAGAACACACAGCGGUUGAAAAGAUCUCCUCCCUGGUCCGCAGGGCCGCCCUCACGCACAACGACAACCACUUCAACUAUGAGAAGACACACAACUUUAAGGUCCACACGUUCCGAGGCCCACACUGGUGUGAAUACUGUGCCAACUUCAUGUGGGGGCUCAUCGCCCAAGGGGUCCGGUGCUCAGACUGUGGAUUGAACGUACACAAACAGUGUUCCAAGCACGUUCCAAACGACUGCCAACCUGAUCUCAAAAGGAUCAAGAAGGUGUACUGUUGUGACCUCACAACACUCGUGAAGGCUCACAACACCCAGAGGCCCAUGGUGGUGGACAUAUGCAUUCGGGAAAUCGAAGCAAGAGGAUUAAAGUCAGAAGGCCUUUACAGAGUCUCUGGGUUCACGGAACACAUCGAAGAUGUCAAAAUGGCAUUUGACAGAGAUGGUGAAAAAGCAGAUAUAUCUGCCAACAUCUAUCCAGACAUAAACAUCAUCACUGGAGCCCUUAAACUGUAUUUCAGAGACUUACCCAUUCCUGUCAUCACCUACGAUACCUAUUCCAAAUUUAUAGAAGUAGCAAAAAUCUCCAAUGCGGAUGAGAGGCUGGAAGCAGUCCAUGAAGUACUGAUGCUGCUGCCUCCUGCCCACUAUGAGACCCUCAGAUACCUAAUGAUCCACCUCAAGAAAGUGACUAUGAAUGAAAAAGACAAUUUCAUGAACGCUGAAAAUCUGGGGAUCGUGUUUGGGCCCACCCUGAUGAGGCCCCCUGAGGACAGCACCCUUACCACCCUCCACGACAUGCGGUACCAAAAGCUGAUUGUGCAGAUUUUAAUAGAAAAUGAAGAUGUUUUGUUUUAAUCCACCAGGGAAAUGAGCUGAAUGGCCCCAGCCCCCUCUAAAUUGAUAAGGCUAAAGGAAUAAAAACAUUUCUUACACUUGAUUUGUUUUCCAAACAAGUGACAGAAUUUCCUGGACCACAGUGGAUUGCCGAGUCGGCUACUGUGUCUCAUAGACACUUGCCUCCUCCACAUAAGAACAGUGAGGGUGAGGGUGGGAAAAAGCUCCCGCCUUGGGUCUUUGCCGAGCCUCCUGUGUGUCUGUUUUGCUGGAAGAGUGAUUAAUAAAUCCUUCUUUAACUUAUUAAAAAACAAUGUAGACUUUUAAAUUUCAGUCUUAUCAGUAAUAAAAGGGAACUUAAUUCAUAGAGGUACUUGAUACAGUUAUACAUUUUCCACUUACAAAAAGAAGACAAUUCUAUAUGUUAAAUGUUAAAUGAAACUUAUAUUGUAAAAUGUAUUUUUAUUUUAGCUGCAAGAAUGUUACUUUAUUUUAGCAAAUAGAACUCAAUGCAGUGCAUUGGUUAUUACCCUGUGUUCCUCGUCCUGCCUUCUUGCUGUGAUGCCCUGGAAAAGUUUACCGUGAAUGCAGUAUUAUCUUGACAUACCUCUGUCCUUAUAGUGCUUUUCAAUGAAAUUUCACCUGCCACACGUGUCCCUGCUUUUGAUAGUUUUUGCUGUUAAGCACUGGCAUUUUGCUAUCAUAGUAUGUUUAUAGCAAUUGUAGGAUGGUCUGAAACAUCCACAAACUUUCUUUCCAUAAAAACUUUGUGAAACCCCCAGUAUGUUUUGGAAUUGGUCGUAGUCUUUCCAUGUCAUGUGUGCGGUCAUUUUACAUAAAAUGAUUUGAGAACACUGGUUGUAUCUGGGCCGUGUAAAAAGUUAGCACUUUUCCUCUUUUCUUUUCCGGCAAGCCCUCUGAAUUCAUCUAUUAAUGGCAAUUUGAAUUUUUUCCACAUUUCUGUAUUUAUGAAAAGUGAAUCUGCAGAAUAAUUGUUGAUUUUUUCAUUUUGGUUUUAUGAACAAGCCUCUUUUUAAAAGUAAGAAUGAAUAAGUUUGGUUUUUAAAAAUAUUUGUUCCUCCUUGACAAAAGUAGCUCUGUGGAGAUAAUAAUUUAAUAUGAUUUUUGUUACUAUUCUUCCAUCUUUGUGGUUAUAUUUAUCUUAGCAUGAGCUUUUCACACCAAGAUUUCUAUAUUUUGUAACAUAGGUAAAAUAUUCAAAACAUCAAAAACUGUAAAUCUAGAUUUUUUUUUUCUUAAAUCCAACAGUGUCUUUUCCUCUGAUUGUCUGAGAUGAUUCAUGUAAUUACUCACUCAUCUUGUUUUGGAGUGACCAGAAGAGAAUUUCUGUGUGAUAAGUGAGCUGAAAGUCAGGAGGAGGGCAGUGCACGUGUUGUCCUGGGAAGGCCCAAGGGCUGUGCGGAUGGACUCCAUUGGCACACGGGCGUCCACAUGGUUCUGCUUGUUCCCUGCCCUUAUUGUUCCUCCCAACUGUACAGAUUUGUUUGUUGUAGCUUAUGUACUUCUUGAUACUGUCAAAAACUUAUCUGGAAAUGGUUUUAUUUUGUGAAGUGAACAAUACUUUGUAAUUUAUGAUAGUGUAAAUGGAAAGAAAAGCAUUAAGUGUAUUAAAUUCUUCUGUCUAUCA
Molecule: messenger RNA, 6882 nt
Organism: Equus caballus (horse)
Lineage: Eukaryota; Metazoa; Chordata; Mammalia; Perissodactyla; Equidae
Source: RefSeq, a predicted model, not a curated record